AAACAGGUGGAGGAGGAGGUAACAGAGAGCAACAAAGAAAGGGAACUCCAGCGAGAGAGAAGCUCAUUUGCUUCAACCUAAGUUGAAAUAAAAGCAUGCAGAGUGCACCACAGGUUGGGAACAGAGCUGUUUCCGUUUCUUCCAGUAGCAUAAUGGCUUCAAUCAUUUUCAUAAAGGAUACAGGUAUUUUAUGUCUCCUCCUAUCAGGACUCCUGCUGCCUUCAGUAUUAGUGUCUGGGCAAAACACAACUGCAGACAUGAACACCACUUCUCCCACUACUGCCUCAGCAACAGUGACAACUGCCUCCAACACCUCUAUGACCCAGUUUCCAGACAUGAACACCACUUUGGCUGCAAGCAGUUCAGCAGUCACCCCUACUGAGAGCACCUAUUCCACUGCUUAUGGAGGUUCCAAUACAAGCACCACAUCAGAUUCUUCAAUGAAUAUGAUGUAUUGCCCUUCCUUCUCCUGUUAUUACUCCGAAUGCUACACAAUGUACAACAGUAAGAAUGCUUCAGCUUGUGUUUCUGGGCAAUCAUGUCAGCUGCUGAGAUCAAUGGACAUGUGGUACAAUGUGAGCUGCAGUGCUUUCUGUGCAGAAAGAUGCACUAACAUGUCUCAGACCAACUGUUCUGUGAACUGCUGUAAUUCCACUGGAUGCCUUAAUGGCAGUUUUGCAUCCAUGAUGAUGACAACCACAGUGGCUGCAACUACAACAACAAAAGCUCCCACAACAACCUCAACAACAGUAAACAACGGAAACAAAUGUUACAAGGGUACAUGUACUGGUGAAACGUGUUACAAAGAUUUUAAGAGUCAAACGCUUGAAACCUGCUCCUCCACACAGCCACACUGUCAGUUAAGAAAGGAGACCGCUGAAUUUUUUUGGACGGCGGGGUGCAGCAAUUGCACUGGUCAUACUGCCUGUAAGGACACCACAAAGACCCCAUGUAACCUGGAGUGCUGCACUGCCACCACAACCUCCUGCCUGAUGUUGAAUGGCACGCUAAAUGUCCCCUCUUUUGCCACAAGAGGUCCCUAUCUUCAUACAGAGUUAAUUGCUUCCUUGCUUUGUCUUCUUGCAAUCACUCUUCUUCUGUGAGUCAAUGAGCAUGCACCCAUUUCUAUAUGGGUAUCUUCAAGGGGUUCAUCUGUAAUUGUAUGAAUAUGAAAAUAUGGAAAGCAUCAGUUUCAAUGUUGAUUUUGCGUCGUGUUUCCUGCACUUCCAUUUCACAAUUAUUUCUGUUUAGAGACAAUCCAUGCAGCUUUGAACCCCAUUCACAUUUGAAUCUUGUUUAUAUGAGCAUGAAUUGCAUAUUAAACAAACAUUUCAGUAAAUUAUAGGUUAUAACUUUGGGUGUUAAAACGACUUGCAGCUUUGUUUUAGCUGAGACUUUGUCCAUUAAUUGAUAUUGAUUUAUUUGCACUGCCUUGCCUAAACGUUUCAUGGAAGAAAUAUUAUUGGAUGGGGGAGUGAGCCUGAAACAUGUCCAGUAUAGAUAAUAUAUCAAAUAAAAGUUAUUUUUGGAAUAAUGCAGCUUUAAUUUUAUUUGCACUUUAUUAAAUUUGUAACGCGCUGUUACAAGAAGUUGUGAAGGCUUGUUGCAGCAUUUCUUUUAGAUGUAACCUUCUUAACUUCAAUAUUCAGCUUCUUUUGUCUUAUAGUUAACUGGAUUUUGACUUAAAUGUCUGCACUGUGGGGUUUACUAAGUACAUAUUUUAUUUUCAAAGGGUGAUCUGUAAAUGCUAAAUGAAAUCAGAAAUGUGUCAAUUUAUUAUAGCUUUGUGUACAGUAUAAAUUUCAAAAAUUGUGCUUAAAAUGAAAUAAAUCUAAUCUCUGAUAAGUCUAAA
Girardinichthys multiradiatus is the source of this 1852-nucleotide messenger RNA. RefSeq names its product mucin-5AC. The coding region runs from base 96 to 1103 and encodes 335 amino acids. The record is from RefSeq and is a predicted model, not a curated record. The transcript is spliced from 9 exons. NCBI's taxonomy places the organism in Eukaryota, Metazoa, Chordata, Actinopteri, Cyprinodontiformes, Goodeidae.